AUGGCAGCCACCGGAGUCGGGUCGUAUUCGAACCCGUUGAAGAAGUUCAAGUUGGUGUUCUUGGGCGAGCAGAGCGUCGGGAAAACGUCUCUAAUCACGCGGUUCAUGUACGACUCGUUCGACAACACAUAUCAAGCAACUAUCGGAAUCGACUUCCUCUCGAAGACGAUGUACCUGGAGGAUCGAACGGUUCGAUUGCAACUAUGGGACACUGCUGGUCAGGAGCGAUUCCGAUCUCUUAUUCCUUCCUACAUUCGUGAUUCGAGCGUGGCGGUCGUCGUUUAUGAUAUUUCGAAUGCCAAAUCCUUCCAGAACACCCGGAAAUGGAUCGACGACGUACGGGGAGAGCGUGGAAACGAUGUGAUCAUCGUGCUGGUGGGCAACAAGACCGAUCUGAACGAUAAGCGAGAAGUUACGACGGCACAGGGUGAAGAGGAGGCGAAGAAGAACGGCCUGAUGUUCAUCGAAACCAGUGCCAAGGUCGGCCACAACGUCAAGCAGCUUUUCCGAAGGAUAGCCCAGGCUCUACCAGGAAUGGAGGGCGAGGCGAACAAGGGAGAGAACAACAUGAUUGACGUUAAUAUCAGUCCCAAAGAGACCACGAACAAUGACGGAUGUGCCUGCUAG
Messenger RNA from Aspergillus melleus, 627 nucleotides. RefSeq names its product Rab family GTPase YPT6. Lineage: Eukaryota; Fungi; Ascomycota; Eurotiomycetes; Eurotiales; Aspergillaceae. Gene Ontology annotation, molecular function: GTPase activity; GTP binding. The coding region runs from base 1 to 627 and encodes 208 amino acids. The record is from RefSeq and is a predicted model, not a curated record. The transcript is spliced from 5 exons.